Molecule: messenger RNA, 645 nt
Organism: Piliocolobus tephrosceles (Ugandan red Colobus)
Lineage: Eukaryota; Metazoa; Chordata; Mammalia; Primates; Cercopithecidae
Product: translation initiation factor IF-2-like
Exons: 2
Coding region: 1-645 (214 amino acids)
Source: RefSeq, a predicted model, not a curated record
AUGAUCCCUGUUGAUGAUGAUGAUGAUGAUGAUGAUACCAAUAGGUCGGCGGCUGGCGCGGUGGAGACAAAGCAGCCCGCCCGCCAGCCCGCUAGCGCCUCGCGCGAGCUCCUCCUCCGCGGGAACCUCCCUCCCCUCCCAGGAGCCGCCGCAGCCGGAGCGACUCCCGGGCCCUGGGCCGCCGCGGGCCAGGUAAGGCGAGCGCGCCCGCGGCCGAGGAGGGGUCGGCUGGACGCCGGGUGGGGUGGGGCACGCCCGGCGCGCGGAGAGAGGGGUGCCCGCAUCCGGCUGCGCCCGAGUCCCCGGGGGCGCGUCCCCACCGAGGAAACAGCCGGCGGCCGCCCCCGACGCCGCUGCCGCCGCGGCCUCCCCCACGCCGGGGCAGCCGCCAGCCCCGCAGUCCUGGACCGCGCCGGGCCGCCUGAGCGCGCCGAGGAGAGGGGGCGGCAAACUUCAGGCCGAGCGGCGCCGGGGCCGGUGCGCGGUGUCUCCCUCCGGGCACCGCGGAGGCCGCCGUCCUGGCACCAACUUGAGGGGCUGCGCGGCGGAGGGCGGUUCUGGAGCGCCCGCGCGGGCUGCACCUGCUCAGGGAGCUGCCCCUCUGUUGUUGUUUUUUCCUUCUUGGCGUGCCAUCGAGGCUUUUAG